Miscanthus lutarioriparius is the source of this 1107-nucleotide messenger RNA. The record is from the annotation of a GenBank genome assembly. Lineage: Eukaryota; Viridiplantae; Streptophyta; Magnoliopsida; Poales; Poaceae.
AUGCAGACCACCGGGCCCGCAUCGCCGGAUAAGCCGCCGGCUGUUGAGCUGGAGGCCAAGGACAGGGUGGAGGAGGGGGCGCAGGUGAAGGAGGAGGACGAGGCGGCGGCGAAGGUGGGCGGCGAGGAUGAGGAGGAGGAGGAGGGGGAGGGGGAGCAGGAGGGGAGGGUAGGCAAGCGGCAGCGGCGCGGGCGAGGCGGUGCAGCGGGGGACAGCGCCGUGGCCAUGGUGAAGCGGGACCUGCUCGUGCGCUGCUUGACGUGCCCGCUCUGCGACCACCUGCUCCGCAAGGCCACCACCAUCUCCGAGUGCCUGCACACAUUUUGUAGAAAGUGUAUUUAUAACAAGCUCAAUGAUGAGGAUCUUGACCACUGUCCAGUAUGUAACAUUGAUCUGGGCUGCACUCCAGUCGACAAGCUUAGAGCUGAUCACAAUAUACAAGAUGUGAGGGUAGCCCCAGCAGCUUCGACAAGGAGGCGAACAAGAGCGGUUACCAGGAAGGCUGCUGCAUUACGUGGCCUUGGUCCUAUCAUUGUGGAUCCUUUAAAAAAGGAUAAUGAUAACUCGAAUAAGCAAACUGAUAAUUCAAGCUUGCUAGAUAGCUUGAGCAAAAUACCUCAAACAAGAAGACAGUUAUUGUCGAAUGGGGACACAUCAAGUCAUCCCUCUGUUAAAGAUAAAGCAGGUGAUAAUAAGGACUUGGAUAAGUCUGAGCUCUGGAAACCUUUGAAUUGUCUUGUAGAGGCUGCAGGCAAAACAAAGACCCCGACAAGUGCACAAAGUCCAGCUUUGAAGGGAAAUAAGCCCAGAGAAUCUCCCAGUAGCGAACAUUCUAGCAGAACAGAGGCUAGGGAGCCUCUUCAGAAGUCCAAAGCUGAAGAUGACAAAAGCGACGAUCCUGAGCCAAUAGUGCUGCUUAGAAAGAGAGGGCGGCCUGCCCGGAAGAGGAAAGACCCCCUACCUGAAACAAAUGCAGCUUCCACUGCUACAGCUAUCCAGGCCAGGAAGGCAUUGAGCCCAAUAUGGUUUUCAUUGAUUGCCUCGUUUGAUCAGAAAGGCAACCCUCCUUUGCCUCAGAUACCUGCCCACUAUUUGAGAAUAAAGUGA